Molecule: messenger RNA, 2710 nt
Organism: Prorocentrum cordatum
Lineage: Eukaryota; Dinophyceae; Prorocentrales; Prorocentraceae
Source: the annotation of a GenBank genome assembly
GAAAAUCUUACACGAAGUUCUCUGCUUCGAUUCUGAGCACUCUAGUGCGUGCAAGGAGCUCUACGAGGUUCCCAGCUCAAGCUCUCAAGGCUCAAGGCUCCGCGAACGUUCAUUUUCUCCUGCCUGGGGAACCUCCGCGAAGGUGAACGUUGAGCUAGCGUGUUGUUUUGCUCUGCUUACGCAACUGCCCAUCUCCCUGUACAUCUUGCUUGUCAUUGUUUGCCUCUCAUAUUGAUUUCUCGUUGCGGUUUGGUGGUGGCAAUUUGUAUAGGCGGACUUGUUCCUCACUGCCUAGAGUGGUGCUCGUAUUACAUCUUGCUGGUCAUUGUCUGCCUCUCAUACUCAUUUCUCGUUGCGGUUUGGUGGUGGCAAUUUGUAUACGCGGACUUGUUCCUCACUGCCUAGAGUGGUGCUCGUAAGUCUCGUUUCUUCCAGAUCUGCCUUGAGUGGAUUGCAUAUUGAUCUCUUUCGAGUGCGGAUAGCACAUUGAAUUCAUUGUGUGACACUUGUGCUUGUUCCUUCCUCUAUUCUCUUUGCUUCGUCGCCACAUUUCUGACUGAAUUGGACUUUGAUUGUGACUGAAGCCUCACGUGCGGAGCCUCACAUCCAGGCGGAUGCGUCGUGCUCGGGCCUGCCUCUGAGAGGGGUCCGAUCAGCAUCACCAUUCUCUUACAUUCUUUGGUUUGUGCAUGUUGUUUCUUUGAUGGAAAUAUCGUAACACGGUCGGUUGUCGCAUCGUCGAUGUGUCUCUGAGGUUUCGACAUACUUCGGACUUUGUGUGCAUUGACUCUUGCCAUGCUGUGUGUGUGUGUCGGGCAUGCGCGCAUGUUGGUAUAAGAGCUCCGCGUGCUUUUCACUUUGUUCGGCAUAAGAGUUUCGCAUGUGCCCACUUCCGCUCAAAGAGUGGUGGGUGUCUUGCCUUACUCUGUAUGCCGCCCUUUUUCCUGCUAGCGACUGAGCCUCGCGGCCCGCAUAGUCGAUCGCAAAGACCGCAAAUACCAGGGAGACUCGUAGAGCUUCCUUGCUUGUCUACAGUUCGAGUUGAAUCAUGAAAACCAAUACCAUCUCCAAAGAAUUAGGGUAGCUGUGAUUCGCGCGCGUUCCGAACGACUGAGACAUUACUUUCAGCGGCGGUAAUUGGGCCUUGUUGGGCCACUGAUAGGGCGACUGAGUAAUUAUCUCUCUGAGCUUUGCCAGUGUGCUCUGCAUGCGCUGAUGCUAGUACUCUGGGCUACCUGUUGGAAGGGUGCUUCAACAAGUCCACGGUGUGUGAUCACGGCGGGUACUGGGGCCAGGAAACUGUAAAACAUCACACGUUCGUGUUCGCCCCCCUCGGGAGAAGGCUGAUGCCACUGGGCUCACCCGCUUGUGCAUUGUACGGUGCUGAUCUUUUUCGUCUUUUUCCAGUCGCGUUGGUUCGAGCUUUUUGAGGCACAAGCCACGUGAGUACCCUGGUGCAUGGGGAGUGCUGCUCACUGUCGGGAGAAUGCCGAUUGUUGCCAUGGUUUCCGAGGAAUGUUGUAUGAUAUUUACUGUUGUGAUUUCUGCUGUGUUGUUGGGAUGGUCGUCGUGCUGAUUUGUUGCAUUUGGACCUUCAGCGUUUCAGUUGUUCAAAGGUUUGAAACUGACAGAGCCGCCGAGAUGCUCUUUGAGGGCAGCUCUGCGGACCUUUACGCAAGUCAGCUACCCGACGUUCUCCGUGGUGUGUAUUGGAUGGCUGGGAACACUUUUCCAGAACUCAUGGUUGCAUUCCAGGCGGGGUCAUGGGAUCCUGAAGCGCGUCGCAUGCGUCUUCGUUUCGGUGUGCCAUACUCAUGGUCUUAUGACUCGAGUGCAGCUGGAUGGUGGGAGUAUGCGCUUGUCCAGCUUUCUUGGAGCUUUGGGCUUUCGUGCCUAGACUUUGAGUUUAACUCGAACUUCACGUAUGCUCUUCUUCCCUUCAGGGUUUUCGUGGUGAUUGUUGACACAUGGGCAUUGGAUCAAGUCACAGCGGACGGCAACACUUGGACCCGGAAUCGCUUCGAUUCGAACGGUGUUGAGGAGAUCGAGUAUACGAUAAAACGAGUUAUAUCUGCAGGCGGCGAGAGGCUCAGCGCAUUCGACGAGAUGGUGCGAACCACCCGGGACGACAUCGAAGUUCGGAACAUUCCUGGGAUAGAAUACAUGAACAAUUCCAUGUCGUCGAGAAGGAAAACCUACGUGCAGCUGGUGGCGGGAAGGCCUGGCGGAGUAUCCGCGCUGGUGGCAGUGGUCUUGUCUCUCGUUUACCUCGGCUGCUGUGCGGUGUGCGCUCGCAGGACGAAGACCCAGCAGAGGUGCGCGCGCAGCCGCGUGCACCCCGGAAGCCCAGAAGGCCAGCACCCGGCGAUGUCCGAGAGCCACUCGUCUGAAGGGGAAGGAGCACACGUCGUCGAGCAGGCCCGUGCACCCUGAUCUGGCUUUUUGCUCUGGGCGGGCGCAAUGUGUCUCUGGAGCCUGAUGUCCCAAGCAACGAAUUAUCCAGUUGCACCCUGACGGCCCGAGGGUCUUCACAGGGGCCCAAGGCGACCGAAGAGAGCCCGAGAGGUGCCAACACGACCCAAGAGAGGCCCUGAUAGCUCCCAAACUUGUUUGAUACCCUCUGCGAGCGGCAGCAGCAGCAGAGCCAGCAGCAACACGCGGCGUUGCCACACGUGUCAUACCAGAGCGCAGCGUCGUGACGAUGUUGGUU